This is a messenger RNA of Nematostella vectensis (starlet sea anemone), 2282 nucleotides long. RefSeq lists its product as uncharacterized. NCBI's taxonomy places the organism in Eukaryota, Metazoa, Cnidaria, Anthozoa, Actiniaria, Edwardsiidae. The transcript is spliced from 6 exons. The coding region runs from base 62 to 1567 and encodes 501 amino acids. The record is from RefSeq and is a predicted model, not a curated record.
UUGAUUCAGAAUCGUUUAAAUACACAAGACUUGUUAUAAGCCGCAGAAUUUCCAUUGCAAAAUGUCAAAUUUGCGAAUAAGAACCCCAGCUCCCUCAUCUGACGAUACCAGUACCGCUGGACUCGCCAUGAAGGAGCUGUCCGGCUACGAGAAUUCGGGUUUGACUUUAGAUGAUCAAGAUCAGCCAUCUAACUCAUUCACUGACCAAGAAGGUCGCGCUUACUCGACAAUGAGCUUAGAUAACCGAUCGCACGAUAGGAAAUUCAGUCCUUACGCCAUGGACUCCGUCAGGGGCCGACUUCCAUCUUUACCACAUGCCAAAAGUUGUGAUGAAGAGCCACCUCCGUUGUCGUUCACUGAUCGUGAUGGUCGAGCUUAUUCAACAAUGAGCCUGGAUCGUCGAUCACACGAUAGAGUCUUUAGUCCGUAUGCUAUGGACUCUGCGGAUAACGAACUGGGGGAGUUACCGCCUCUUCCACCCGCAGAUAAAAGCUACCUUAACCCGGGGUAUGAGGGAUACGAAGAAGUAAAAGGAAAACCCAGGCACCGCUCGAGUGAUUAUGAGACUCCAGCAGAUGUCUUCAAUAAACACAAAUACCCGAUCGACGUCUACCAAUCCAUAGCAGACGCCAAGAUUGCUGUAUCGAACCCUGCAUAUGGGAGCCAUCCCAGGAAGAAGAAAAACAAACUGUAUGAGGGGUCAACAAAAGGAAAUGACCCAACUAAGAACUGGAAAGAUUUGCAGGAUGUGGAAUCACAGAGCGGGUGUCGACGAGGAUGGAGAGAAGCUUUGCUAGCCCGAGUCUGUCUAGGAUUGGUUUUACUCUGUUCAUUGUUAUCACUGCUCCUCGUUAUUCUUGUUCUCACAAGAACUCUGCCUGGCAAAACUACAGAAGAUGUAGGUUCCUCGGCCCAGGCCUACUCCACCUCAGAUGAACAAAUUUCUCAAAGACUGGCGCAAAUACAACAGAACUUGACGAUCCUUCAGGCGCUAUUGCAGAAUAAUAGUAACCAAGGCCUGGAUCUCAAAGACGUUAAUGGAAGCAUAACACUUGCGUCUAUCGAAAACCUUUUUAAAGCCAAGAUAACCCAAGCGUCUGAUGAGCUACGUGCGUUUGACAGUGAUCUGAUAACCCGGCUACAAAGCGUCAAUAUAACAUUAAAUGAACAGAUCAAGGCCCUAUCCGAGAAAGAGGGACUUCCUGGAGUCAAUGGCACCUCUGGGCCACCGGGACCUCCAGGGGAUAUGGGCCCUCCGGGGCUGAAUGGGACCCGUGGCCCCCCAGGUCCCGCUAAUUUCAGCGCGUGUGAAUAUAAGACAGAAAUGAAUGACGGCAAGGCGCAAGGCGCUGGGUCAGAUGUGGCUGUCAAUCAAAUAGAGCCUUUGGACUACGUUCUGAUAGGCGCAUCAUGCUCUACUGAAGGGGCGCAGGAACAUAACCUGAGGGUGGUGGGAAAGAACUUUAUUUGCACGUGUAAGGGCCAGUCGAAGCUCUUUCCUCCUCCAUCUGGCACCUCCUUAAUCAAGUGUUACCUCCAUUACUGGCUGUGCCCGAGAUUGGUGUGACCACAGCACGGUGGUCUCAGACAAACGCCCUGGCCUAGUAAAACGCCAUAUUAGAUUGGAUUUAAUUACAGUAAUCCCACCUUACCUACAGGGCAAACCACCUGAGAGAAUGUAUUCCUCAAAAUACAUUCCAUUGCUGUUAAUCUAAUAAGCAAAAUAUCCUAAUAAUCCUAAUUAAGAGCUUUUUUUUAACUUUUAACGAUUUCGUACUAUGAGCCAGUAAAAAGGCCAAGAAUGAACAUAUCCAUCUUAGAAUUUAAAAGUGUUUAUAUUUAAGGUUUGACUGAUAGAAUUUUCAAGAGAGGGAGGGGGUCCCCGGGGGUUUCUGGGUUUGACUAAAUACAAACAACUUAAAAAAUGAAUAAUAUCGUCAUUUAUCAAGCAAUCGAUUCAUACAUGUAACGCUUGAUACAUAUUUAGGUAUAUGUAAACCGCGCGUUCAUCUAAAAAAAAUCGCAUCCCCAAGCAAUUUUCUCCACGUCCGCCGCCCCUGCAAACUAAUAAAAGUAAUAUAAGUACGGUAACGAUUACCAUAGAAAGACAAAUUUCCAGUUCUACUCCUAUAGGACGGGAGGGAAGGGACAGGUUUUAGUUAUCGUGAUUUAUUGUGUAAAUAUACUUUCAUAAAAACCUUCGCUGUGCGAAGAAGGUAGUAUUAUAUAUUAUACCAGUAAUCAAUACAUAGUGUACAUAGCUAAUAAAUGGAAAUACGGUC